AUGGGCCAGAAAGGAAGCCGGCCCUCCAGGUCAUCCACUCCGCCAAUACGUGCACCCCAAGCGCAGAACGAAGCUGCGAAGCCUGAGAUCACUGUGACCCCAGUUUCUCACACUCAGACUGACAACGCAGAUGCAAGCGAGGAAGAGGAAGAGAGGGACGAGCAAGAGAUGAAGACAAUAUGGACGCACUACUGCGCCUUCGUCGUAUAUCUGGAGUCCUACCUCGUCAACGAGCGGCCCAACACGCGGAUCGCGGCGCGGCAGAAGCUCACUCGCCUAACCCGUCCACAGUUCCACGAACUGUCCACGGACGUGUACGACGAGGUUGUGCGGAGGAAGAAUAAGGACGACGGGUCCGAUGACGAGCCUUUCCUGCCCGCGCAACACGCCUUCAACCCCAAACGCAACGACGCGCGGCAGAAGCUCGCUACGCUCCCGGCGUCUCGCUUCCAGGACUUGUCGGCGGAUGUGUAUCAUGAGCUCGUGCGGCGGUAUCCUGAGUUUAAGGGGGAGGAAUGA
Peniophora sp. CBMAI 1063 is the source of this 519-nucleotide messenger RNA. NCBI's taxonomy places the organism in Eukaryota, Fungi, Basidiomycota, Agaricomycetes, Russulales, Peniophoraceae. The record is from the annotation of a GenBank genome assembly.